UACAUGCGCGUAACAGAUGUGUGUGUGUGUGUGUGUGUGAAUGCAGCGCGAGCGCUAUGACUGUGUGUCCGUCGGUGUCUCUGUCUGACAUCUGAUUCUAUUUCUCAGCCAUAUAAACAGACACACAGAUGACUGAUCUCAUGUAAUCUCAAGGCAUUCGCGUACUGUGCACCUGCAGCCAGGAGCACGCGCCGGACGGACGUCGAUCAGAGCGUCACUCGGUUUGUUCACCGCCUUGAUAAAACUAUACGUAGCGCCUACAUAUAUUUUAGCAUUUGUUCUUGUUCGUUGCAACGGAUGUGCUUUUGAAGUGCGGGGGAUAAAAUGCGUUAGAACAGCAUCAGCUCGCCGUUGCGCACGCAUUAAGUGCGCGUGCCGGAGGAGAGCAUGAGCGUGCUGUCCGUGCUGUGGAGAAUCAUGCGAUAUCUCCUCCUCAGACCCGGGACCCUGCUGCUCCUCUGCAUCAGUCUGGCGCUCUGUAGCUAUCUCUUCCACACGGAUGACGUCAAGACCAUCGCGCAGUCCAUACACGUGAUAAAGGGGAAGAAUGACGGAGACCUUGCGGACGACGAGCAGGUGUCCAGGACGUGGGAGUUCAGGAGUCCAGCUGCUGCGGUGUACUCUGUCCAGGGCAGGAGGGAUCACAUGGAGGACAGGUUUGACAUCCUCCUCACUGACACACUCAACGGGAGUCAUCCGCACAUCUUCAGCAUCUUUGAUGGACAUGGAGGAGAGACAGCUGCGGAGUAUGUGCACACUCAUCUUCCAGCAGUUCUCCGACAACAGCUUCAGCAGUAUGAGAGACAGAAGGAGAACAGCCUGCUGAGCCAUCAGUCCAUCCUCAAGCAACACAUACUCAACAUGGACAAAGAGCUCGUGGAGAAACUCUCAGCCUCCUAUGACGAAGCAGGAACUACAUGUCUGAUGGCUCUUCUGUCCGAGAAGCAGCUGACUGUCGCCAACGUAGGUGACUCAAGGGCCGUCUUGUGUGAUAAAGACGGUAGUGUCAUCUCGCUGUCACAUGACCACAAACCCUACCAGCUCAAAGAGAGGAAGAGGAUCAAGAAAGCAGGUGGCUUCAUCAGUUUUAAUGGCUCAUGGCGUGUGCAGGGUGUUCUGGCCAUGUCCCGUUCACUUGGCGAUUAUCCACUAAAGAGACUGAACGUGUUGAUCCCGGACCCUGAUGUGCUGACCUUUGACCUGGACACACUACAGCCUCAGUUUAUGAUUCUAGCAUCAGACGGCCUUUGGGACACCUUUAGCAAUGAGGAAGCCGUGCAUUUUAUCAAGGAACGUCUCAACGAGCCACAUUUAGGUGCUAAGAGCAUCGCCCUUCAGUCAUUUUAUCGCGGCUGUACCGACAACAUCACAGUGAUGGUAGUGAAAUUUAAAAAGAGAGCCUCUAAAGCUCCCGGCCAGUGAAGAUGAAUAAACUCUUACAAGUAAUAGUGACAUGCAAACAUGAAUGAAUGAAUGAAUGAAUAGCAUUAACAUGAGAUGUUAACAAUGUUACCUGUAUUUUUGGAGCAGCACUUAUUUGUAAGAAAAUGCUUACAAAUUACAAUUUGAAGAAUCUUUAUGCUACUCUUUUUCAUUGACAGUUUAUAGGGUUCAUAUUUGCCGGCUUACAAAAUAAUAUGAAUACAAAUAUAUCAAAAGCUGUCUCUAUGAGCUGUGAGAUGGUGUCGUGAUCUUUAUUUGAGGAACAGAGAAACCGGAAGUUUGUGGAAGAACUGGUGAUAUCGUGAUUUGUUUUGUGACAUCAGUGCUCUAUCUCAGCUAAUGAUCGUUCGGAAAUGACUAAAUCAAAGUAAAAAAUGUUCACGACCCUGCACAUAAAGAAAUAUGCAACAGAUUAAGUCUACAUUGGAUUGUGUUGUACGAUACUUCUAUCAUGCCUUUAUGGUGCUGUGUUAUAUGGAGUUUGACAGGGAGCUGAAUACCCAACACUCAGUUCUUCAUUUCAAGCGAGGCAGUGAAGUUAAACGUGUGGCUGAACUACGUGUUUCAAGAUGUUCUGUCAACUUUGUGUAAACGUGAGAAAAAGCUUAAACCAGCAUUCCAUGAAAUAUCAGUUCGCUACAGUUCUGUUCGUAUAUUCAUGUGUAGAAAAGAAUCUGUCGUUUUUUUGUCAUCUUUGUAACUUAUAAUCGUCUUCUGUGAAAGUGGUUGAGAUAUUUCGGGCAUAUCUGAUGUGUCAAUUUACUAAAUAUGGUCAUAGAAAGAGCUUAAUGGAAGUACGUUGAUUUAUUUUUACUGACGUUCACAGGUCUAUUUGCCAAAACAGUCUUGUCGUCCAGCAUUUGUGUUGACUGUCAUAUGCACAUUAAAAAUCUAUGUAUAUACAUACGGAGACAAGGAAUAACAAAAUGAAUGUUUAUAUCAAGUAUUAUAACACAAUGUUCAACAAUUCAAAUGAUCUUAAAUGGUUGAAAAUAUUGUUGGUGUUAAAGAAUGUUAAGUCAGUUUUUCAGUAUUUGUUUUGCAUUUAAAAGUGUAAAGAAGCUUAAAUCAAAUAUCAGUCCAGAAUAAAAAAAUUAUAAUAAUAGUGACAAAAUUCACUCUUGUCUGUUUUUC
Messenger RNA from Triplophysa rosa, 2577 nucleotides. It is a transcript of the gene ppm1lb, whose product is annotated as protein phosphatase, Mg2+/Mn2+ dependent, 1Lb. The record is from RefSeq and is a predicted model, not a curated record. The transcript is spliced from 4 exons. Gene Ontology annotation, molecular function: protein serine/threonine phosphatase activity; cation binding. NCBI's taxonomy places the organism in Eukaryota, Metazoa, Chordata, Actinopteri, Cypriniformes, Nemacheilidae. The coding region runs from base 388 to 1422 and encodes 344 amino acids. Gene Ontology annotation, biological process: protein dephosphorylation.